AUGCGCGAUCAAGGUUGUAUUUAUUUUCAGAUUUACAGCGCAACGACGGAUUCUAGAAAAGUGGAGUAUCCGUUUUUGAAUAAUAGGAAUUUCGACUGCGGCCCUUACGGCUUCACGUGCGAAGGACAGGCGAAACUGAGACUGUGCGAGGGGCCAAAUCUGUUUGGGCCUUCGUUUCUGUGCCCCCCGGGCACAAUAUGCAACGAAGAUUCCAGCGAUGUUUGUGAAAACGUUAACAACUACAUCGAACCGUCUUUCGGUAAAACGAUACGCUGCCACAGACACGAAAGGAUCGCCGACCCCAGCGUUCCGGGAUGUAAAGGCUACAUUCUGUGCAUCCCUAACAAGAAUCGUUUCCAAGGCAUCAAAUUCAAAUGUUCGGGAACCACAAUUUUCAACGGUUACACGCGAGCGUGCUCUGCGCCUGACAAAUACAAGUGUCCUAUAGCAAACACUACUCAAGCGAACGAUUUUUACAUUGAAAGCAACAGGAGAAUUGACACUCGCCAUGAUGUUGAAUUCGAGAAUAAGCCAACAGCGCCUCGCCCGAGGCCUAUUGACUGUAAGAACUACAAGUUCACAGUGACGCCAGGCCAGAGCCCGGCGAAGGCGGCGUACUUCUGCCCCUCGCGGCCGGUGCCGGGCGAGCGCGCCGUCCGCUGCACCGUGUUCUCCAAUCAGUUCUGCAUCACUUUGGAAAGGUACAAUGAGGACCAGUUCGUUGAAAGCUCGCGAGCCGCUUACCGAAGGCCGCGGUUAAAUCAUUUUGUAACAGAACUCAAUAAUGAUACCAAAAUGUCAUUUUAGAUACAACGUCAUAUUUUAUUACUGGACUCUUGUCCAGGCCCUGCCAUUGAGAGAUUAUGUUAUGUAUACUCGUAGAAAUGAAAUGUAGUAUACUGAGACAACGUUGCAAGAUUACUCCUUGUUUAGAAUAUUAGCGACAGACCAAGACAAGUCUGCAACGAUUUGGAUAGCACACGCAAUGCAAGAGUGAAGGGGCCCACUGAUUAACAGUCCGCCGGACGGUAUGGGCCUGUUAGUUAGAACAAAAAGUUGACAGUUCCGAACCAAUGACAGGCCGAUACCGUCCGGCGGACUGUUAAUCAGUGGGCUCCUUUACGUAUUUUAAACGUCGAACUUCUAUGAAAUUAUGACGUAUAAAUAACACUUACACUGCGUGUGCUGUCAAAAUCGUUGCAGACUUGUCUUGGUCUAACUCUAGCCACAUCCAAAUCAGAUAAUGUGUUAUAUUGCA
Messenger RNA from Cydia pomonella (codling moth), 1258 nucleotides. RefSeq lists its product as uncharacterized. The transcript is spliced from 2 exons. Lineage: Eukaryota; Metazoa; Arthropoda; Insecta; Lepidoptera; Tortricidae. Gene Ontology annotation, molecular function: chitin binding. The record is from RefSeq and is a predicted model, not a curated record. Gene Ontology annotation, cellular component: extracellular region. Bases 1 to 807 code for a protein of 268 amino acids.